AUAAAACGAUGUCUCUAGGCAAUAACUGCAACAAGGACACACUGUGCGUUCACUUCUUCGUGAUCGUGAUUCAAACAACUCUUUUCAAUUCUCAAUACUGGGCUAUAGCCUCUUGCUCAACCAACACUUUCACACAACAAAAGUUUCAGGCUUCUCGUUCCACAAUCGCCACUCGAGAAAACACAGGCUUGUCUAACACAAGGCAACGGAAUGCACUUUCUUGUUCAGUGCGAGAAAUGGGGCUGUAUGCCAAAUAGGAUUACAGCAGUCAAGUACGACUGAAGGAGAUUGGAGGUGUUGGAUUACUGGACUUGGGGUGGGUCG
This is a messenger RNA of Saitoella complicata NRRL Y-17804, 324 nucleotides long. RefSeq lists its product as uncharacterized. Lineage: Eukaryota; Fungi; Ascomycota; Saitoellomycetes; Saitoellales; Saitoellaceae. The coding region runs from base 9 to 257 and encodes 82 amino acids. The transcript has a single exon. The record is from RefSeq and is a predicted model, not a curated record.